AGGUGCUGCGGGCGGCACCGGCGGCGGGGGGGCCGUGCCAGCCGCGAUUGGCCCGGCCCGGCCCGGCUCGGCCCCCUCCGGGGUGGGGGGGGGGCCCGGCCCCGCUGCCCCCCCGCCCCGCUCCGCUCCGCGCCCCCCGCUUUUAAAGCCCCCCGGUGCCGGCGGGGCGUUGGGCUCCAGCGGCGGCGAUGAAUCCCGGAGCUCCCUGAGCGCAGCUCCCGGGGUUGGUGUCAGCUCGGCCCCGCGCUGAUUUAUGGCCCAUGAUUUUGCCGAACAAGCAGCGGCCUCCACCCUCCCUCGCUCUCCGUGCAGGUCAAGGAUGGUCCAUGUGAUGGGGGAUGCGGGCUGCUGGUUCCUGCUCGGGCUCUCCCUGCUCCCCAUCGCUGUCCUGGGCUCCCAGGACAAUGGGAAGGUGAUCCACAUCAACAGGGUGCAGCACCAAGCCGUGCGCGUGGGGCUGGGGGAGCCCGUCGCCCUGCCCUGCCUCUUCCUGCUCCAGCCCUCCGCCUCGCUGGGGCCCAACGAGCCCCCCGACCCACCCCGCGUCAAAUGGAGCAAGGUGCGCUCGGCCACCGGCCAGAGGGAGGACGUCCCCAUCCUGGUGGCCAAGGACAAUGCGGUGAAGGUGGUGAAAGCCUACGAGGGUCGGGUGGCCCUGCCUGGCUACCCCCGCGACCGCUACAACGCCACGCUGCUGCUGCACGCCGCCCGCGCCAGCGACGCGGGGCUGUACCGCUGCGAGGUGGUGGCUGGCAUCGAUGACGAGCAGGACCUGCUGCCCCUGGAGGUGACGGGCGUCGUCUUCCACUACCGCCCUGCGGGCAAGCGCUAUGCACUGACCUUUGCCGCCGCCCGCCGCGCCUGCCUCGACAACUCAGCCGUCGUGGCCUCCCCGCAGCACCUCCAGGCUGCCUUCGAGGACGGUUAUGACAACUGUGACGCGGGCUGGCUCGCCGACCAGACAGUGCGGUACCCCAUCACGCUCUCCCGGCCCGGCUGUUAUGGAGACCGCAACAGCCUCCCCGGUGUCCGCAGCUAUGGGUGGAGGGAGCCCGGAGAAGAGUACGAUGUCUACUGCUACGCGCGGGAGCUGCGAGGGACGGUGUUCUACGCCGCGGUGCCGGGGCGGUUCACCUGGCAGGGGGCCCGCAGGCACUGCCGGAGCCGCGGCGCUUCGUUAGCUACCACGGGGCAGCUCUACCUGGCGUGGCGCGAGGGCCUGGACCAGUGCGACCCAGGCUGGUUGGCCGACGGCAGCGUCCGCUACCCCAUCAGGUUCCCACGCAAGAAAUGUGGUGGUGAUGCCUCUGGCGUCAGAACCCUCUAUCAGUUCCCCAACCGCACCGGCUUCCCCCCCGCCACUUCCAAAUUUGAUGCCUACUGCUAUAAAGCACACGCAGCCGCGGGGCAGAGGAAGCUGGAAGAGCCAGUGCCCCCCACACCCAACCCACCGAGCAGCGACAACGUGCUGGUGGAGCACGGUGAGGACCUGGGCACGUCGGGGGACACCCGGGACGCACUGCCGGAGCGCUACGGCAUCGUGCCGCAGCCGGGGCUCGCGGAGCUGGGGGAGGACGAGCAGUUGCGGCCAACGAUCGGCAGCCCAGCGGUGCAGCGCGGCGACCUCCCCGCGGCUGCAGCGUCGCAGGCGAUGGUGGCUCAAGGCCUGGGUGAUGGCACAUCCCUACCUCCCGCCGCGGGCUCCUCACCGGCGUGGCCCCACGAGGAUGAAGCUCUCAACGUGGUGGACCAGGUGCCGUUGAGCUCCUGGCAGGGUCUGGCCAGCACCAGCCCGGCACUGCCCGUGCAAGAAGUCCCUGACCCCGAGAAGCCCGUGGACACCUUCCUGCUGCAGUCCCAAAGCCCAACCAAGGGGCACGGCAUGGGGUCACCACCAACACCACCUGGGAUGGGGAUGGUGCCUAGCGCGGCAGCAGAGACCCCCGGCACCCCGCCAGCCGGCUCCCGCGCCCCGAGGCGCAGCAGCUACGCUGGGCUGAACGGGCGCCACUUCCAACUACAGCAGCAGAGCCGGGACCCCGCGGUGGCAGCCGGGGACCCACCGGUGCCCAGAGACCCUGUGGUGGCUGGGGAUGUGGUUGAGACGGUCACCCAGGCCCCCGUCCUGGCCCUGGAGGUGAAGGGGGCUGCAGCCAAGGCCAUGGAGACAUGGAGCAUCCCCAACGCCAGCACUGAGAGCGUCCUCCCCCGCGCACCCUCCGAUGCGGUGGAGGAGGAGAUCAGCCCUGAGCUGAUGGCAUCAGCCACCAUCCCGGUGUCCCCGUCGCCGCAGGCACCUGCCGGGAGAGAUGCACCACAGUGGAGCCCCCGCAUCGCCCCCCGCCAUCCCGGGGGGGCCACAUGGACACCCCUUGCACCAUCCCCAUCCCUGCCCGCCGCCACCGCUCCCCACGAUGCUCUUGGCCACCGGGACAGCACCACGGUUGGGGUUCAGCCCCGCGCCCCCAGUGCCCGUGGUGACUCUCCCCGGCUGCCCGUGGAUGCCACCGAGGACUUCUCUGGGGACACCUUCUCCCAGGAGGACGGUGGCUCUGUCUCACCGCAGCCCCCACUGCCCCCAGCCCCGCUGGUGGCCGAGGGCCCCGAGAUGGUCCUGCAGCCCCGCUCUGAUGGUGGUGAUGGCAGCGGGGCCCUGGCUGAUGGCUCAUUGGAGAGGCAGAGGAAAGCGGUGACCUUCUUUCACCCAGCCAGCCCCUCCGUGGGUCAUCCCAUCACCUCCAGCCCCUCCGUGGGGCACCCCAUCACCCCCAGCCCCUCCGCAGGGUACCCCAUCACCCCCAGCCCCAUGGAGGCAGCUUCUCCCCAGCCCUGGGAGAUGCUGAGCCUCACGGCUCCGCGUGGACCAGCCGAGCCGCUGGCCAGGUAUGGGGGUGCCGGGGAAGGUUCGGCCAAGCCAAGCAGCCAGGCAGCCACGUCCCCCCCAGCACAAGAUGUUCCUUCGCCUUCACCCCCUGUCUCGGCCAGUGGGGUGACCCGGGGGGCCGGUACAGAGUGGCCAACGGAGGUGGAAGCGAUGGAGCCGGUGGCCAAGGAGGUGUCCGUGGGAUUCACCUCUGAGGCUCCCCAGCCCUCCAACCGCACUGUGCCGGAGCUCGGGGGAGCGGAGCAUCUCCUCCUGUCCCCUCCGGCCCCUCGGCAGCCCCCCGGCCCCCAGGGUGUCCCCAUCCACAGGGGUGCACUGACAACCCCCAGCGAGGAGGAUGCCUCCGGGGAAGCGAAGAGGGAAGAGCCCCCCAGCCCAGCCCCCCCCAGCCCCUCGCCAUCACCCACCGCCCCCCACCCAGGGGUGCUGGAGGCACCCGAGUCCCUGAGCACAGAGCCGCUCUUUGAGCCCUCCACGGUGGCAGAGCUCGGGGGGCUGGGGGGGUCCCCACUGCUGGAUGCCGAUAGUGGGAGCGGCGAGGAGCCGGGGCUGGAGGAGAGGGAGCUGCUGGCCUGGGUGGGUGCCUACAACACCAGCCAGGAAGCUCCGGCGGACCCCUGCCAGAACAACCCCUGCCUGCACGGCGGCACCUGCCACGCCAACGGCACCGUCUGCGGCUGCAGCUGCGCCCCGGGCUUCACCGGGGAGAACUGCGAGAUCGACAUCGACGAUUGCCUGUCCAGCCCCUGCCAGAACGGCGGCACCUGCAUCGACGAGGUCAACUCCUUUGUCUGCCUCUGCCUGCCCAGCUACGGCGGCAGCCGCUGCGAGAAAGACACGGAGGGCUGCGACCACAACUGGCACAAGUUCCAGGGUCACUGCUACCGGUACUUUGCCCGCCGGCGCUCCUGGGAGGAUGCGGAGCGGGAUUGCCGCCGCCGCGCCGGCCACCUCACCAGCAUCCACUCACAGGAGGAGCACAGCUUCAUCAACGGCUUCGGGCACGAGAACACCUGGAUCGGGCUCAAUGACAGGAUUGUGGAGCAGGACUUCCAGUGGACCGACAACACUGCCUUGCAAUACGAGAAUUGGCGGGAGAACCAACCCGACAAUUUCUUUGCGGGCGGCGAGGACUGCGUGGUGCUGGUGUCUCACGAGAUUGGCAAGUGGAACGACGUGCCCUGCAACUACAACCUGCCCUACAUCUGCAAGAAAGGCACAGUGCUGUGCGGACCUCCGCCGGAGGUGGAGAACGCCUUCACCGUUGGGAAGAAGAAGGAGAAAUACAACAUCCACUCCAGCGUGCGCUACCAGUGCGAGGAGGGCUUCGCCCAGCGCCACGUGCCCACCAUCAAGUGCCACAGCACCGGCAAGUGGGACCGGCCCAAAAUCCUCUGCACAAAACCCAGGCGGUCGCACCGAGCGCGGCGUCACCACCGCCACCGGCACAGCCACCCCCACCACCAGCACCACCACCACAAACCCCGCAAGGAGCGGCGAAAACACCGCAAGCACCUCCGGCUGGACUGGAUGGAGGAGGGCCACUACUUCUAGAGACGGGGCGCCAGGAAGCACAAAGGUCCCCCGUGGGACGUGGUGACGUUGCCUGCCCCCCUCCUACCCCCAACCCUCUUUUAUAACCCCCCCUGCCCUUGGCUUUAGCUCCUAGGAUGCCCAACCCCGUAGGGAAUAGAUCCGGAGGGGGCGGCUGCGUGUGCGUCCCCAGCCCUCCCUGCAUGCCCCACGCUCAGCGCCCCCCGGAGCUGGGGUGCAGCCCCCCCUGCCCUGCACGGGGACCCCCGCGCACGCGGAGGCUGCGCCCUGGCUGGGCUCUGGCCCCCUCCCCAAAGGAGGGAUCCACCCGUUAGCCCCCAUCUCCCCCCCGGGCCGUCGUGUCUCGCUGGCACAGCGUGGCUCUGGUUUUUUAGCACCCCCCCUGGCCCCCAUCCUCCCACCCCAGCCCCAGUCCUGCCUGCUGGGGCACCCCCGCAGCCAGGAAGGGGGGACACACGAUGCUGCCAUCCCGCUCUGCCGCCUGGUUUGGGGGUUGGGUUUUAUUUCCCUGUGCCCUCGUUGUCGGGUCCCCGUUGGAGUUGGCGUAUGUGUGCGUGUGCGUGUACGGCGCUUUCUGAUCUCUGCUGUUUGCGACGUGACUGCCGUGUCCCGAGCCCCCUCCCCGUCGCUCCCCCCCCCCCCCGUGCCAUUUCUGACUCUGCCUUUCUGUACUG
Messenger RNA from Cuculus canorus (common cuckoo), 5112 nucleotides. RefSeq names its product neurocan (gene NCAN). Gene Ontology annotation, biological process: cell adhesion. NCBI's taxonomy places the organism in Eukaryota, Metazoa, Chordata, Aves, Cuculiformes, Cuculidae. Bases 254 to 4438 code for a protein of 1394 amino acids. Gene Ontology annotation, molecular function: calcium ion binding; hyaluronic acid binding. The transcript has 15 exons. The record is from RefSeq and is a predicted model, not a curated record.